AUGGUCAUCCAGAACCCGGGAGAGUUAUGAAAACUAUCUACACAGAGAUGCGCAAAAGAUAUUCUGAGAGAAAGAACAUCAGACAUACUCACUUCAAAAAAUAUUACUCUAAUUCGGAAGAUUUGCAGAGUGUUUUAGUUGCCCCACCUGACCAUUGCUCCAAGGAGAGUUGGAAAGAUAUUGUUCAGUUGUUUUUGAGCCCAAAAUUUAUCGCGCGAUCCAACCAAAACAAGAAAAACAGAAAAGAAAUGAAGUAUACAUCGACGCAAGGCACAAAAUCGAUGGCAGCUAAGCGUCACCAAUUUGUAAGUAAAAAUAUUAAUUUAAUUUAACAAAAUUUUACAUUCUAACUUCCUAUCUCUAAAUUUGUAUAGGCGAACCCUGAUGAACAUGUUAUUGAUACUUGGAAAGAUAGCCAUUUGAGAAAAUCGACAAAAGUUUUUGUCAACGACACAGCUCGAGAAACUUUUGAAAAAAUGACGGAAGAGCUUGAGAGGGCACGACUUCAAAGUCAGUCUCAAGGACCGACGGAGGGAUCUGAAACUGGAUCUGCUGCUGAAUCCUCGUCGAUCGAUCAGUACGAGAUUAUGAGUAAAGUACUUGGGGAGAGGUCUGACUUUCAAAGAGGAGUAGGUUACAGCAAAGGCAAAGGGAAAAAAUCAGCUUCCAGCUCCACAAGUCAGUCACAGGCCCAACCUGCUCAUACACCUCAGGAAGACAUGGCUACUAUGGCGGAAAUGAUGAAGUCAAUGCGUGAAGAGAUCCGGAUGUUGAAAUCUCAACAAGGUCCAUCUGGUAAUCCUCAGCAUACCAGUACAGAAACUGAGUCGCGGUUUGAAAGCCUUCUCCAACGAUAUUUACCAUCACAACCUGAAGGUGGUAUAUCUUCUCAAAGUCCACCUCCUUGGUCGAUGCCACAACAACAACAACAACAUGUGUAUCCACCUCAACAGAAUUAUCCAAACACGUACGGACAUUCCUCCCAGUCCCCUCCUUUAUAUUACCCCGACGUCGCUACCGGAUCUCAGACGUCACAUCCUAGGCGUCGUGACUUCGGGGAUUCAUCGCAGCAGCAGCAUCCACAGCAGAUGUAUGGUCAAUUUGUGAGUCCGUCGCAGCAGCAGAGGUAUGGUCAGUUUGAGAGUUUUUUGCAUCAGUCUCCCUCGCCGCGACCACAUGCUCGACAAUUUAGACCAUCUUCGCAGCAUCACUCUACACAAGCACCACAGUUUGCUUCACCACCAUUGCUGCGCCCUAAUACUAGUGAUCAAGAUAUUGAUCUUAAUGAGUAUUUUACACCAAGUUGGCCAGAUCAAGACAAUAAUAAUUAG
Molecule: messenger RNA, 1331 nt
Organism: Humulus lupulus (European hop)
Lineage: Eukaryota; Viridiplantae; Streptophyta; Magnoliopsida; Rosales; Cannabaceae
Exons: 2
Coding region: 477-1331 (284 amino acids)
Source: RefSeq, a predicted model, not a curated record